GGUCUUGGCGGGAAAACUCGCGAGGUCACUCACGCAGCUGUCACUUAGCAACGCGGGCAGUGAAGUAACAAAAAGUUAAAUAGCAGCGAGGUGCGUGCGUCUUUUCUUGAGGCAUUUUAACCAUCGGCCGCUCUAGCAUAACAUUUACGCGUAGAUAAACAAAACCGAUCAACGCGAGUGGAGGGGCGGGGGUAAGUCAACUUUCUUGAAACUUUCAGCAGAAGCCUUUUGGGCCGAAGAACUAGGCCGCCGCUGGGACGGGGGGGGUGGGUGCAGCGCCGUGGCCGUGAUUCGUGCUGGGUUGUAAGCACGACUCCUCCAAGCGAUGUUCUCAGAGCAGGCGAGCUCGCUGGGCGAGAGCAGCUGUCUUCUUUCGCGGCCAGAACCCGUGGGCCCUGCUGGGGAUGACGGUGAGGAGCGGCUGCAAAGGCGGACGGGAGAGGAGUCGGGCCAGGAGACAUCGCAGGCCCUCCCGCCGUCCGACCGCUUCCUCCUGGUCGAUCGCUCCUUCGGCCGCCAGUUCGCCCACCUCUACGCCAGCCGCCUGGUGUUCAUGCGGAGCAUGCUGGAGGCCAGGGCUCGGAGGCAUUGGGGCAAGGACGUUGUCAUUAAGAAGCUCUUUGAGCUUGUGGUUGGUGUCCCUUGCUAUGUGGUGGGUACCCUUUACAAGCAUAUGGAGCUGCGGCCAUCUAUCCUCAAGGAGAUCAGUGAAGAGCAUAACCUGCUGCCCGUGCCUCCUCGCGAGCGUUACGUGGGAUCCUUGGAUGAGCUGAUUCUGGAGGAUGAGCUCCAGCGAGUGGGUCUUGUUGGGAAUAUCCAGCCCGACCUCUUCGUCACCGGUGUUAUUGUGGCAGUGAAAGGAGUUGAAAAAGAGGAUGGAAAGUUCCACGUGGAAGAUUACUGCAUGGCUGACUUGCCGCCACAGACAUCAGCGACCUUGCCAACUCAAGACACGUAUGUGUUGCUCACAUCGGGCAUCGGACUGGGCAGCCGUAACACAGACGCGACACUGGGCCUGCAACUGCUCGUGGACGUGGCGACUGGGCAGCUGGGGGGACUCGGGGAACAACGGGCGUCCGCUGGGAUCGCCCGAGUGAUUCUCGCCGGGAAUCUGUUGAGCCAGGACACGCAGAGCAAGGAUUCGCUGAGCAAGGCAAAGUACCUGACCAAAAAGACAAAGGCGGCGAGCGUGGAGGCCAUGAAGGCACUCGAUGAAUUGUUGGUACAGCUCUGCGCGUCCGUGGAUGUGGACGUGAUGCCCGGCGAGUUUGACCCCGCCAACUACAUGAUGCCGCAGCAGCCGCUGCACCGCUGCAUGUUCCCGCGCGCCGCCUCCUACGUGACUUUGCGCCUGGAGACGAACCCAUACGAAGCAAACAUCGCCGGGGUCCGAUUGCUGGGCACGUCUGGCCAGAAUGUGUUGGACAUUUACAAGUACUCGGGCAUGGAGGACCACCUGCAGAUCCUCGAGUGGACCCUGCGAGCCAGCCACAUGGCACCCACAGCGCCAGACACGCUAGGUUGUUAUCCGUUCAAACACAAAGACCCAUUCAUUCUCAACUGCUGUCCAGAUGUUUAUUUCAGCGGCAAUGCUCCCAAGUUCCAAACAAAAACCAUCACAGGACCCCUGGGCCAGAGGGUGCUGCUGGUGUGCGUGCCGGUGUUUUCGACCACCCAGACUGCCUGCCUGCUCAAUCUGCGCACCCUCCAGUGCCAGCCGAUCAGCUUCUCCGCCUUCACGGAGCCGCCCGACGACGACGACGAUGGAGAGAUGGACGUUGGCAAUUGAUAGGGAGCCCCACUGUAAAAGGCAGAAGGAAUGAAUUGCCACCUGAAAAGCACUCCAAACAAUAGUCGCGUAAGAAUUCACCAGCAACCUCCUCCUCCAGUCUCGUUUCGAUUCAAGAAUCAAGAAUGUGUUUCUGUCUUGUUUGUGGUUCAAUUGUUUCUAGAGUGUUUUUUUGUUGCAUUGUUGUUUUUUUGUCCUGUACGGCCUUGUUAGUUCAGCUGUGUUGCAUAAUCCCUUCCUGUCCAUAAACCUACAUGUAGCAAAAUACAGUUUGCAAUGCUUUGCAUCUCCCACAAUACAUUGUUACACGCACAUUUCGACGAGUGUAAGAAUUAAUUGUAAGUGAUGAAUCGUUCGUGGCAAUUUAAACACUAAUUUUUUUUUUAACCUUCACCGAACAUCAGAAGCUCAAGGUGGAUCCAUUUAAAUUCACAAUGCAUAUCGGUGGCGUGUGGCAAUGCCCGGACAUUAGGAUAACUGCUUGGCUUAAGGUUAAUGAGUAUAAAGACCCAGUAUUCUUGUCCAGUAUUCAAGAUUCACCUUUUCAGUCUUAGAGCUAGCGGCGUAUGCCGUAAUUGAGAUUACAACGCACAUUUUGUCUUUGCUUCGGGAAUUAUAUCACAUUUUGCCAAGUAGACAGUUCCUUAUGCUGUGCAUGUGCCUAUUAACUUACAGUUUUCCAGGGUGAAUUGUCGACCACAGUGAAGUGUGGUAACUCAAUAUCACGUUGCUUCCUUGUUUCAUGGACGGAAUAAGAUAGGGCCGAGCGGUACCGAUAUCAAGUGCCUGGAGUGAUAAAUGUGCCCUGUUCCUUCGUGUCAGUUUUGUAGAUUAGCAUGCUAGCUUAUCAAGUUAAUUAAUGCGGAAACAAAUACAUACUUUCGGAACACAUUAAAAUUGCAAUCACUGCAGCCAACUCGGUGAAUCACUGCAGGUAACCGAGUUCCUUAAAUUUCGUUUGAGUUGAUUACUUUUUAUGCUUUUGUUUUCAAGUGAUACCUUUUACUUAGCUGUGCAAGGUGGCGUUGACAUUUGUACACUUUUUUGCCAGGGAGGUUUGGAAUUCCUUAUUGACAUAGAUGCAUUAAUUUACAAUUCCGUUGCGGGCUAUAUUUUAAUAUUUGAUAUGAGCGAUGCCACUCAUACACAAUGAUGAAAUAUUUCAAAUAAUACCACUGGAUCUCUUGCAUUCACAAUAUGGAUUUUUUUCUAUCAGGUCUUUGUUAACAUUGCCUGCAAGAAUCACCAUUGGGCUCUGUAAAUUGAUCCAGUCGUGAGUUGGAUAGUAUUUGAGGUGUUUAGCUACACGUGGAUUCAGUUGCAUCUUGUACUUGCCAGAGUUAUUGGACUUGCGUGACAGCCCCCACUGCCUUUUGUGCCCUGAGAGUUUAUUUCACACCGUGUGUCUAUCCCUCUGUGUGUGUGUGUGGUUUUCUCAUGUUUGAGUUUUGCCUCUUUGUGUCGUGCACGCAGCCUUUGUUUAGCCGAGUCAUUUCCUCAUGUUGUGCCGUUUACGGAUGCGGUGAAUGGCAUUAGUUUGUUUUAAAAAUGUAGUCAUUUUUUUGUAAUAAACCCUUUACAAGGACGUUGAUGAAUAUACGUGUUUCUUGGAUUUAUAAAAUAAAGUAAUUGUAAUGCUGCUCGCGCAUGUCUGUAAAUGACAGGCCGGGCCGUGGUU
This is a messenger RNA of Lethenteron reissneri (Far Eastern brook lamprey), 3467 nucleotides long. RefSeq names its product DNA polymerase delta 2, accessory subunit (gene POLD2). Lineage: Eukaryota; Metazoa; Chordata; Hyperoartia; Petromyzontiformes; Petromyzontidae. The record is from RefSeq and is a predicted model, not a curated record. Gene Ontology annotation, cellular component: delta DNA polymerase complex. Gene Ontology annotation, molecular function: DNA binding. Gene Ontology annotation, biological process: DNA replication; DNA strand elongation involved in DNA replication.